AUGAUGAAAGACAGUCCAGCUGAACCCCCAAAGCCUGCUGAGAAACCAAACGCACAACCUACGGAGACAAAACAAUCACAAAAGGCUAGGGUGGCUGAGCCUCAGUCUGGUUCAGAGAAAAGUGAUUCUGAUGGCGAAUCUGAUUCUGAAGAAGAGAAAAGUAUGGUCACUCCGGACGGACGAGUUCCAAUUUCUCCUGACGCCCUUCGCAUGCGAUGCAGACGCUUGUGUGAACGCAAGCCUAGCGGACGCCUGCAAGUUGAGGCAUCCAUGUCGGAUGCUUACAAAGCAGGAGGUGAGCAGAGGGAGGCGCUGGAAAUGACGCUGCUUGAGUCAUUGGCCACCCAUGGGCAUGGCCGGUCAUCCUACAAGAAGAUCAAGGCUGACUUUGUCAAGCGAUUUCGCUUGGUCAAAGAAUGCCUUGAGUCCCGAGAAAGCGAGGUGCACGGGAAGUGGAUGACGGAGGAGGCAAUGAAAAAAAGCGGCAAGUAUUCACAGACGGCCAUCAAGAAUAUUACUUCCUACUGCAGGAAGUUUCCUGAAAGCUUGAUGAGGGCUUGGAAGUACAAUGACAAAGUAUCAGAGUUCUAUGUCAUCACCGAUGACACCACCUUGCACAAGAAGGCUGAUACGACCCGGGACUUGGAAGAGACUGACCUUGGGGAGCCUUGGAGGAAUAAUCGAAUAUAUAAAAACAUGCCAGUUCGAAAUGUUUUUUUCCAGGCACAACUUAUAUAUAGAUGCAUGCACAUGCAUGAGUUCACCCAAUGCCCCAAACAAUCAGCAUGUGUUGCAAGGCUCUUCCCUACAUCCAUCAACAUGUUCUCUUGCAAAUAUAGGGCUUGA
Molecule: messenger RNA, 846 nt
Organism: Cladocopium goreaui
Lineage: Eukaryota; Dinophyceae; Suessiales; Symbiodiniaceae
Source: the annotation of a GenBank genome assembly